This is a messenger RNA of Chlamydomonas reinhardtii, 3009 nucleotides long. RefSeq lists its product as uncharacterized. The transcript is spliced from 11 exons. NCBI's taxonomy places the organism in Eukaryota, Viridiplantae, Chlorophyta, Chlorophyceae, Chlamydomonadales, Chlamydomonadaceae. The record is from RefSeq and is a predicted model, not a curated record. Gene Ontology annotation, molecular function: O-methyltransferase activity. Bases 223 to 2415 code for a protein of 730 amino acids.
GCCGCGACCAGCUCGCGCGCUAGCCAGCGCUAGCUAAUUCAGGCUUAUUCGCGGCUCGUCGGGGAGCUACAGCAGGGAGCUACAGCAGCAGCAGCAGUAGCGGCCUCAGCAACGGCGCAACCGCAACCGCACCAGCUAGCUAGCGCGCGCUCGCCCUACCUUGCGGCGCAAGCGCACGUGCACGGUACCGAAACAAACUCCUACAGCCCAGCCAGCCGCCUAAUGGAGCCGCCGCAGCAGCAGCCGCAGCAGCAGCAGCUGGCUCGCGCGCCCUCGCGGUCGCCGCCGUCAUCGGCGCAGGAUGGCAACGCAGCAGCGGACAGCGUCAGUCGCGCGGGCAGCAGCAGCAGCAGCUGCGGCGCCUGCUGCGGCCUGCAGACCGCCCUCAGCUCACCCGUGCUCAAGGCCGUGCGUACGGUGCCUGCGGACAAGGCGGCGGCGCUGGAGAACCUCAUCCGCGGCAGCUGGGCGCCCAACGCCAUCUACUGCCUGUGCCGCCUGGGUGUGCCCGACGCGCUGGGCGCCGCCCCCGCCGCCGCCCUGUCGCCCGCCGAGCUGGCGUCCCGCCUGCACUGCUCCGCGCCCUGCCUGCGGCGCCUGCUGCGCCUGUGUGCGGCGUACGGCUUACUGGUGGAGUGCGCCAGCCGGGGAGAGGGAGGGGGAGGAUGGGGAGGGGGAGAGGGUGGGGGAGGGAGUGGGGAGGGUGGUAAGGGUGGUGAGGGUGGUGAGGGUGGAAAGCAGACCAGGGGUGAUGUGGGUGGUGUGGGAGGCGGCGGCCUGACCGAUGGGAGCCAGGCGGAGGCGGGCGACGUCAGGGCAGGAGCAGGGAAGGGGGAGAGAGAGGAGGGAGAGGGGAGAGGGGUGGAGGAGGAGGGGGAGCAGGUGGAGCGCACAGCCAGCGGCGGCAGUGGCACUAGCAGCAGCUGCACGGGCGCGAGCAGCAGUGGCGGCAGUAGCAGCAGCGCCGGCACUGCUGCUGCUACUGCCGCCACCAGAAGCAGCAGCGGCAGCAGCGCGGACUGCGGCAGUAGCACGGCUACUGCUGCUGCUACUGCUGCUGCUACUGCUAUUGCUGCAGGCGCCUCCCCUGCCGCUGCUACUGCCGGUGCCGCCGCCACCUGUCUUGAGGCGCGCACCUUCUUCUAUCUCACUGACAUUGGCACAAUGCUCCAGUCCUCCCACCCCAGCUGCAUGCACUGGCUGGCGCUCAUGCUGGGCCUGCCCGGCCACUACGUCAGCCGGGGACACCUGUACGACAACGUCAAACAGGGCCGCAUGGGCUUCGAGACCGCUUUCGGCUGCGACUGGUACACCUACGUGUCGCACCACUCGUUCGAGCGCCGCGCCUUCGACGCCGCCAUGACCGCUACCAGCACCGCCGCGGCACAGGCGGUGGCGGCGGGGUACGACUUCAGCAGGCACGGCACGGUGAUGGACGUGGGCGGCGGCCAGGGACUGCUGAUGGCCGCCAUACUGCACACACACUCGGGUGUGCGGGCGGGGUACGUGAUGGAGGUGCCGGGGGUGGUGGCGGCGGCGCGGCGGCUUGGGCAGCGGGGCAUGGAGCGCCUGCGCUAUGUGGAGGGCGACUUCUUCCAGCCCUUCCCGCGCCCCGCCGACGGCUCCCCACUGGAGUGUGUGGUCAUGCGGCUGGUGCUGCACGACUGGCCUGACGCGGAGGCUGCGCAGAUCCUCCGACACGCGCGCAAGGCCCUGCUGGCGCCCCCCACACACCACGCGGCGGCGGCGGCAUCGGAGGAGGAGGCGGCGGCGGCGGACGAGGUGGAGGCGGAGGAGGAGGAGGAACCAGCAUCUGGGGCUGCCCCCACCACUGCUGCUACUGCCGCUGCCCCCACUGCUGCUGCCGCUGCUACAGCCGCCGAGGCGCUGCUGCUGCUGCGGCGGCUGCUGGUGGUGGAGGCGGUGCUCCCGGAGUUGGUCACGCCGCCGGCAGUAGCAGCCGACCCAGCGGCGCCCGCGGCGGCGGUGGCGGCCGCGGACGGCGGCUGUAGCAUUAUUGGUGACGGCGGUGAUGGAGGGGCUGCUGCUACUGCCGACCUGGUGCAACGCCUGGAGUUCGACAUGGGCAUGAUGCUGAUGACUCAGGGCCGCGAGCGCAGCCUGAGCGAGUGGCGGCAGCUGCUGCGAGCCGGAGGGUUCGAGCUGCAGCAGGUGGUCAUGACCGGAGGGGACGGCAGUAGCAAUGGCAGUGGCCGUAGCAGUAGCAGUGGUGGGAGCAGUGGCAGUAGCACCGCUGGGAGCAGUGGUGGGAGCGGUGGUGGCAGUGGUGGGAGUGGCAGUGGCAGUAGCAGUGGCGGAGAGUGCGGCAGUAGCAGCGCCGCACGCAUGCCGCGGCUGCCGGUGCUGGUGGCGCGGCCGCUGCUGGGCCGGGAGCUGGGGGAGGAGGGGGAAUGAAAGGAGGUGGAGGGAAGGUAUGGGGGGGUUUGUAUGUAUGUACAUGUAUGUUCGAGCCUAACUGAAUGGGUCCCCAUUGUCAAGGGUGGGUAGGGAAAGGGGAAGGGGAGGUGGGAGAGGAGGAGUGGGUGAGAAGGAGGUGGGCGGGGAGGCGGGGAUGGCCGGAUGAAGGGGGAGAGGCAAAUGGAAGGAAGGCAGGAGCAGGGGAAUGAAGGGGGUACCUUUGGCCCAGAGAGAAACCGCCCUUGAACGUCAAUGGGGGGGGGGGGCUGUGCGCGUUCAGGGGUACACGGUGAACGUUCGGGACAGGCGUUGCAAAUGGGUGGGAGAGGACAGUACGUGCGGGAUGUGUGCGGCAGGCACGGUGAUUGAUGGGGCCGCCUGAAAAGACAGAUGAGCCAGUGCGGACCGGAGGAGGGAGCGAUUGGAAUUGCUGUUCGCGCGACUGAAGAGGGAGGGAUAGGCGAAACAGGGAAAAUCGGUAACGGUAUGAAGGGUCGGAGAACUUGGUCGGGCGGGAAAGUAGUGGGAGGAGUGAGAAAUGUCUGCGUUCGUGGGGAGGCGGGAAAGUCGCAAGUUCAGAAAAGACAGAAU